Plodia interpunctella (Indianmeal moth) is the source of this 2102-nucleotide messenger RNA. RefSeq names its product probable cytochrome P450 301a1, mitochondrial (gene Cyp339a1). NCBI's taxonomy places the organism in Eukaryota, Metazoa, Arthropoda, Insecta, Lepidoptera, Pyralidae. The record is from RefSeq and is a predicted model, not a curated record. Gene Ontology annotation, molecular function: monooxygenase activity; iron ion binding; heme binding. Bases 501 to 2021 code for a protein of 506 amino acids. The transcript has 11 exons.
GCCGAAAGGUUGAUAGAACGUGUUCGACAGAAUAAUAUACUUUACCAUCUUUCUAAUCCACAUUUUUUUGAAUUCUAAGAGAAAAAAUAUCAUACACUGAUACACAAUAAACUGACACCGAUUUCCCUGAUAUAUGUGUGAAUGCGGGUGACAGAUGGCACGUUCCUGACAAGAACACUGAAACUGAUGAUAACUCGGAACACGGAUAGUCAUGACGAGCGAGGCCCUUUAGCCUGCAUACCUAGAUCUCAUUAAGGUUCCAACCAAAAAAAGUCUAUGGUUUCCGGCGGAAAUUCUUUCGGCAAACGCGCGUAUGCAUAAAUUAUUUUGGCGCCCAAUUCAUUUUUUGAAUACGGAGGUGGUUACAGUCGGAGAGAACAAAUCAGCAAAAUGUAAAAUUACAACAGGACAUCCAAAAGGAAUCUAAACCCGACGCUGAGUUAUCUACAACAAAUGAAAGGCUACUGGGUGAAAUAUUUCCUGCUGCAAAAGUAGUACCCAUGAUGCUGACAAAUAAAGAACCUGUAGUUUUGUCUUUUGAUGAAGUGCCGGGACCAAAAUCCUUGAAAUAUUUCGCAAGCUUUCGUCAAUACUUUUCUGAUAUUGGUACUCAAGUUACAGCUAGCGCUUUGACAAUAGGAUUGAACAUUGGCUCCUAUUUAAAUGAGAGGAAGCCAAUAAAAAACUUGUCUGCGCUGUUCGACGAGUACGGUCCAGUGGUUCGCUUCGUUAGUCCCCUUGGUAGCGACAUUGUACUGCUUAACAAUCCAGAUCAUAUCCAGAAAGUUUACGCUCUAGAAGGUGAAUGCCCUGUCAGAUCGACGUUGGAGUGCCUGGAAAAAUAUAGAGCAGAGCACAGGAAUCAUGUUUAUGGCGGUCUAUAUGCUGCUCAUGGCCAAGAGUGGACUCGCCACAGGACCGUGGUGUACAAUCCCCUGAACAGCUCAAUCAUUCAGCACAUCAAAGGUAUCGACGACAUCUGCGAGAAUUUCGCGCAUAAGAUAUACAACAUGAGGAACCAUCAGGAUGAAGUGCCAAAAGAUCUGUAUAAGGAACUGCACAAGUGGGCUUUUGAUUGUAUGGGUUUAAUAGUAUUUUCGAAGAAAUUCACUAUGUUGGACACUGAACUGGUGUACAGCCAAUGUGACAUGUCUUGGCUUUACCACAGUCUCGAGCGGGCGACCGAGGCGAUCAUCAAGUGUGAGUCGGGCCUGCACCUUUGGAAGUUUAUCAGGACCCCUGCUUGGCACUCGCUAGUCAAGUAUUGUGACAGUUUGGACAAUUUAAUUGGGAAACAUGUAAUUGAAGAAGAACAUGCUAUUAGUUACAAUGUCAAAAGUUCCACCGGAAACUUAGAUAGCAGUUCCUUGAUCCAUGCAAUGCUGAUGAGCAAUGAAAAAAUGACGGCAGAGGAUAUAGCAACAGUUCUUAUGGAUAUGCUCCUUAUUGGAGUCAACACCAUAACGACGUCGAUGUCAUUCAUGCUUUACCAUUUAGCAAAAUAUCGAAGAUCCCAAAAGAUACUCUUUGAUGAAAUAAAUAAAGCAUGUAAUCAUUUGAAUCUAGAAGACAUAAACAAGAUGAAAGAGAAUACUCCUUAUCUUCAAGCCUGUAUAAAGGAAACUUUAAGAUUAGCGCCUCCGAUUCCGGUUCUGACUAGGAUUUUAUCUAAGAAUGUCACUUUAGAUCGAUACAACAUCCCAAGAGGCACACUUAUAAUAAUGUCAACCCAAGACUCUGCACUCAAAGAAAGUAAUUAUGACGAUGCCAAUAAGUUCUACCCAGAUCGAUGGCUAAAAGAAGAUUCCAAAGAUUAUCAUACAUUUGCUUCGAUUCCAUUUGGCUGUGGAGCUAGAAAGUGCCUGGGACAAAACAUUGCAGAGGCAAUGAUGUCUCUUCUAACAAUCAGACUUUUACAAAAGUAUAAGCUUGAAUAUCAUUAUGGAGAUAUCCAGCCCACAAGAAGUUUCAUAACUAGACCAAACAGGCAGUUGAAAAUAAGGUUUACCGAUAGGUUUUAAUUAUUUAAUUUAGAUUUUGAGAGCAAGUUAUUUUACUGAAGCACAGCAAAGGUGUAUGUAUAAAGUUACUGACAGUAUAUU